CCGAGAGCUGGGUGAGGAGGGGGAGCGCGAGGCCCGGACGCCCGCCGAGGGGCGCGCUGGGCUUCGUGUCAGACUCGGGGUCGCAGUCGCCGCCGCGGCCUCGCACCGCACCUGCUUCACGCGAGGCGCGGAGCAAGCGCGUCCUCGGCGGCAGCACCACUUCUCUCCUGGCUUAACAGUCCCGCCAUAGCCUGCGAAUUUGCUAACCGGAAGCGAACGAGACUGAGUUUUGUUUUUUUAAAAAUAUGAAACUUAGUUGUAAAACGGACGCGUGAGGACACUCGGGUGCUAAUGAUCACAAGCGACUGUACCCUCCGUUUGUCUCUGCGGCGCCUCGCUGUUAGCGGGUUCCCCUCAUGUCCUCAGAUUCUCAGCUGUUGACUGCAGAGGAGAGGAACCAAAUUCUACUUGAGCUUAAGAAAGCAGGAUGGUCAGAAUUAAGUGAGAAAGAUGCCAUCUACAAAGAAUUCUCCUUCAAAAAUUUUAAUCAGGUCACAUCCCUCUUGCUGAAGCCCUGCCAUCAGAAGGAGUUAAGAAGGCCUGCUAUGCUUACAGUUGAGAGAUCCAACACUUUUCCUGGCCUCAGCUCCACAAACUGGAGGAGGCCACAGUUACAACUGAUGACCUUUCUGGCUUUUGGCUUUAUGUCCCGAGUUGCCCUACAAGCAGAGAAGAUAAAUCAUCACCCGGAAUGGUUCAAUGUAUACAACAAGGUCCAAAUAACUCUCACAUCACAUGACUAUGGUGGACUGACCAGAAGAGAUGUGCAGCUGGCGAGAUUUAUUGAAAAAGCAUCUGUUUUUGUGUGAUUUCUUCCAAAAUGCAUGUAAAAUCUUACACCUAUCUUAGCUGCAGUAUAUUUUGAAGGCAACUUACAUAAACAAGUCACACUGUAAAUUAAUUCACUUGUAUACAUUUUAUAUAAUCAGUGCUUAAAUACAAAAUGAUUUAAACCUGAA
Messenger RNA from Heterocephalus glaber (naked mole-rat), 959 nucleotides. Lineage: Eukaryota; Metazoa; Chordata; Mammalia; Rodentia; Bathyergidae. The record is from RefSeq and is a predicted model, not a curated record.